Scomber scombrus (Atlantic mackerel) is the source of this 1005-nucleotide messenger RNA. RefSeq names its product ST6 (alpha-N-acetyl-neuraminyl-2,3-beta-galactosyl-1,3)-N-acetylgalactosaminide alpha-2,6-sialyltransferase 5a (gene st6galnac5a). The transcript has 5 exons. Gene Ontology annotation, biological process: ganglioside biosynthetic process; oligosaccharide metabolic process. NCBI's taxonomy places the organism in Eukaryota, Metazoa, Chordata, Actinopteri, Scombriformes, Scombridae. Gene Ontology annotation, molecular function: alpha-N-acetylgalactosaminide alpha-2,6-sialyltransferase activity. The coding region runs from base 1 to 1005 and encodes 334 amino acids. The record is from RefSeq and is a predicted model, not a curated record.
AUGAAGACACCUAUGCGCCAUGGGGUAGCCGUGCUUCUCGUGCUCCUCCUGUGUGCCAGCUUGUUCCUUGUGUACAACGGCAACUUCAGCAGCGCUUCCAGGGACUCUAACGAUACUCACAUCCGACAGCAUGAACAGCUGCGGCGGCCCACUGAAGCCUCCGUCAGGGUGGCCAAGCCUCACCCCCCGGUCCUCCAGGGAUACAGUGGCAUCAUCGACCAUAAGCCUCUCAAGAUGCACUGCCAGACCUGCGCCCUGGUGACCAGCUCAGGUCACCUCAUUGGAGGCGGUCGGGGUGAAGAGAUCGACAAGGCUGAAUGUGUCAUUCGCAUGAACGACGCUCCCACCGCCAGGGGUUACGCCCAUGAUGUCGGCCGACGCACUUCCCUGCGCGUCAUUGCUCACUCCAGCAUGCAGCGGGUCCUGCGGAGUCGCCAUGAGCUGCUCAAUGCCAGCCAGGACACAGUAUUCAUCUUCUGGGGCCCCAGCAGCUACAUGAGGCGUGACGGGAAGGGCCUGGUGUAUAACAACCUGAGGCUGAUGAACCAGGUGCUACCCAAACUCAAAGUCUACAUCAUUUCCUGGCAGAAGAUGCUGCAGUUUGAUGAGCUCUUCAAGAAGGAAACUGGCAAGGACAGGAGGAUAUCAAACUCCUGGCUGAGCACCGGCUGGUUCACUAUGACCAUCGCCCUCGAGCUGUGUGAUAGGAUCAAUGUCUACGGCAUGGUUGCCCCCGACUUCUGCAGGGAGCCUCAGCACCACUCCGUGCCCUACCACUAUUACGAGCCACGUGGCCCAGACGAGUGCGCCAUGUACAUAUCUCAUGAGCGCGGGCGGCGCGGCAGCCACCACCGCUUCAUUACAGAGAAGCGGGUCUUCGCCAACUGGGCACGGACAUUUGACAUCCACUUCUACCAGCCGGACUGGAGCCCUCCACCACUUCCAGCCAACCGGACGCUGGAGGCUACAGUCACUGCAGCGCCCCUGGUACACCAUAAGACGUGA